This is a messenger RNA of Lottia gigantea (owl limpet), 408 nucleotides long. RefSeq lists its product as hypothetical. The coding region runs from base 1 to 408 and encodes 135 amino acids. The record is from RefSeq and is a predicted model, not a curated record. NCBI's taxonomy places the organism in Eukaryota, Metazoa, Mollusca, Gastropoda, Lottiidae. The transcript has 3 exons.
AUGGCGUUACCCAGGACACUCAUGGUUUGGUUCUUGUUCGUGGCAUUUUGCGCACAUGUUGCUUUUGCUCAGGACCCCACAGAUGUUGAUGUUAGAGAUCUAGAUGGUGGUGUAGACGAUAGACGAAUACAACAAACUAAUCCUAAUUGGAAUCAAAAACCUAAAAACCCUUGUUAUGAUCUUCUCCGCCAUAUUAAAUUUCUAACUUAUAAAUUGGACAAACAUACCAACCAAGUUCAUAAAAUACCAUUUGAUAUAUUCGAGUCGCAAAAUACAAAACAGUGUAAUUGCUUUGAGAAGGAGGACCGAAUGUUUUAUCAUAUGAUCUAUAAAUUCUCUGCAUCUAUACGGGGGAUUCCGGAGGAUGGAAAAUCCAUCUGCAAACCACGCUCAUUGAUUGAUGGAUAA